Sciurus carolinensis (gray squirrel) is the source of this 5125-nucleotide messenger RNA. It is a transcript of the gene Rims4, whose product is annotated as regulating synaptic membrane exocytosis 4. Gene Ontology annotation, cellular component: cytoskeleton of presynaptic active zone; presynaptic membrane. The coding region runs from base 205 to 1014 and encodes 269 amino acids. Gene Ontology annotation, molecular function: small GTPase binding; transmembrane transporter binding. Lineage: Eukaryota; Metazoa; Chordata; Mammalia; Rodentia; Sciuridae. Gene Ontology annotation, biological process: calcium ion-regulated exocytosis of neurotransmitter; positive regulation of synaptic transmission; regulation of synaptic plasticity. The record is from RefSeq and is a predicted model, not a curated record. The transcript is spliced from 6 exons.
GCCAGCGCCCGGCCCGCCUGUCACCCGCCUGCCCGCCGGCCCCGCCGCGCCCGCCAGUCCCGCCGCGGAGCCCCGGGCCGGCCCCGGGCCGCCGCCACCACGCCGCGCGCCGUACUCCGCGUCAAGAAUGGGGCGGCCAAGCUGCCCAAGCCGCCCGCCGCCGCCGCCGCCGCCGCGGCCGAGGCGCCCGGCGCCGGCGCGGGCAUGGAGCGCUCGCAGAGCCGCCUCAGCCUGUCCGCCUCCUUCGAGGCGCUCGCCAUCUACUUCCCGUGCAUGAACUCCUUCGACGACGAAGACGCGGGAGACAGCCGGAGGCUGAAGGGGGCCAUCCAGCGGAGCACAGAGACAGGCCUGGCUGUGGAGAUGCCCAGCCGGACCCUGCGUCAGGCCAGCCACGAGUCUAUUGAGGACAGCAUGAACAGCUACGGCUCGGAGGGCAACCUUAACUAUGGGGGAGUUUGUCUGGCUUCGGACGCCCAGUUCAGUGACUUCCUGGGCAGCAUGGGGCCAGCGCAGUUCGUGGGCCGCCAGACUCUGGCCACCACUCCCAUGGGUGACGUGGAGAUCGGCUUACAGGAGCGGAACGGUCAGCUGGAAGUGGACAUCAUCCAGGCUCGGGGACUGACAGCCAAACCAGGCUCCAAGACACUGCCAGCGGCCUACAUCAAGGCCUACCUGCUAGAGAACGGAGUCUGCAUUGCUAAGAAGAAGACCAAAGUCGCUCGCAAGUCGCUGGACCCGCUAUACAAUCAGGUGCUGCUGUUUCCUGAGAGUCCCCAGGGCAAAGUUCUGCAGGUGAUCGUGUGGGGGAACUACGGGCGGAUGGAGCGGAAGCAGUUCAUGGGUGUGGCCCGCGUGCUGCUGGAGGAGCUGGACUUGACCACCCUGGCCGUGGGCUGGUACAAGCUCUUCCCCACCUCCUCCAUGGUGGACCCAGCCACAGGCCCUCUGCUCCGGCAGGCCUCCCAGUUGUCCCUUGAGAGCACCGUGGGGCCCUGCGGCGAGCGAUCUUAGUGCCGGGACGGGGAGGGGCUCCCCGAGAUGGCCUGGAGACCACCCAGCCCUGACCUGGGACCCCAGGCCCAGGGGCAUAUUGAACAGAGGAGGAUGGGGUUCUCCCCCACAGUGGGGAAGCUGAAUGGGGAGACCUGCCCCCCUCGGGCCCCUCCUCACCCUUUCUUUGCCUCCUUCCCCGAGACCUUCCCUCUCCCAGCGGGUUGGCUGCACUUUUGACUUGGCUGGCCUUGACCUGGUGGACGUGGCUGCAGUCGGAAGAAGACUGAGGGGGCAGAGCAAACCCCCCCACCUGCCCAAACACUGUCCCACCUCUUCCCCUUUUGCCUCCUCGGAAGCUCGCUGCCCAGAGCCAAGUCUAGAACCCAGCCGGCCAUCUCCAUGGUGCCAAUUACCAGCAAGUGUCUUUCCUGCGGCACCGGGUUCAGGCAGUUACCCCUGCCCCAGAGCCGACCGGGCAGCUUUGCAAGGAUCCGGAGCCAGCUCCUGGGGCCGAGCCCCACUUGAAGAGGAGCUCGGGCCUCCCUCUGCCUGCCCGUGGAAGGAGCUUUGCCGCAGCUGUCCGAGUCCAUCUGUCCAUCCCCUCCUGCCUGCCCCUCUUCUGGUGGCUCUAGGAUUGGAGGUCCAGAGGGACGGAAGGAGCGCUCUGUGGCACUGCCACAGGCUAGUCUGGGAACUGUUGGUGGACUGGAAGAACAUGGUCACCUGUGUUUUGGUAGAAGUGCUGUGGGACCCCGAGUUUCCAGAACCCCCUGCCCAGGGAGACCACCAUCUCAGCAUUUGGGGGAUGCUGGAUCGGAGGGGUUGGGGAAGCUGCGAUUGGGACCAGCGGUGUCAAGGCAAGGGUUUUCCAGUAGGAGACCCCUUCUGGUUAGAUGGAUUGAAGGUCAUCUUAUUUGCCCCUCUGCCUCCAGGUUAGAGGUCUGGGGUGGCAUUAGAGCCCCCCUGUUUUAGUCUUUUUAAGUCAACCAUCCUGUACUGAAGGCAGAGCCCCUUGGUUACCUUGAUCAUCUUGGCUCAAGGGAAGGUGGUGGGAAGGAGUGGGGAGCUGCCAGGCUGAGAACCAGGAGCCUGGGCGGCUGCUUCCCUGCUGGGCCCGGGAGCCCUUUCGCAUGCCAGGGAGGCCGUGGGAGCCCGCAGGCUGGCUCCUCUUUAUAGAAGCACAUUUCCACCACCUCCCCAGGAGGCCCGGGCAGCCUGCCGCUCCUCUUCACUGAGGCCCUGCUGGGUAGGGCGUAGUCCAGGUUAGCUGGGUAGACUUAGCGUUCACACCCUGGGGCCUGUUUUUAGCUCAGAGGUAGUCUUUGCAGAGUCCCAGGCCUGGGGUGGAGAGGAGACCCAAGGACAUUCCGGGAGAGGCAUCGCCUCGCUGGCGCAGCCCGGUUGCCCAGAGGCCAGCUCCUCCUCCUCCUCCCCUUCCUUCCUCUUCCUGUAGGGUUGUAGCUGAGCUGCCCACUAUACUCAACGUUCCGAUUUAUUAUCCUUGGUACUGAUUUUCUUUAUAAGGCACUCCUGAGGGUGACCGAGCCUUGCAGAGAGGGCCUGGCUCCAUUAGAGGGUGUCAUUUUUCACUGAGGACACCCAAGCCGUCUGGUUCCAGCAGGGAUUGCUUGCACUUGGAACUCUGUCCCUCAGCCUGGUGAGGCCCGGGGUGUCCUGUAAACUUCUGGUUGCGUUCCAUCGCCUCCAUGGAACUUCUUAGCUGCGCUGCAAGGAGAACAGGGGCCCCUCCUGUUGAGGAGGCCUUCGGAGGGUCUCGGGAUCUGCAGGGCCGACUCCCGAGGCUGGGGCUGGCGGGAGCAGCUGGGAUGGGCCCCCAUCUAAGGCCCACCAUCAGCCCUCCCCCAUUUUUUUUUAAACAGUGUGAUUUCUCUGCUGUUCAUUUAUUAUUCACCAUUUGGAAUAUUUUGAGCCAGGAGAGGAGAGAGGCUUCUCUCUCCAGCCAUCAUUGCUGUGGUUGUUCAGGGGCCACGCUUCAAAGAUGGGACCGAGCCUGGCAGUCCCAAGCAGAGGGGGAGGGGGCUCAUGUUGACUUGUUCCCCCGCCCCCAGCCCUCCCUUGGGUGUCUGCGGAGCCUUGGGGGGGGGGGGAGAGAGAGAAGAGCGCGCUCCAAAAGCAAUAAUACCCCCUGGGGUGGUCAGCGAGGCCCCCCAAUGAUUUUCUUGUUCGUUCUGUGAAAUCUCACUCACCUCCUGGAGGGUGGGGUGGGGGCUAGGGCCCUGUUUCUUUGUAUCAUCAUUGUGAGCACGUGCCCCACUAGGAGGGGCUGUGACCAUCGGGUGUGGGAACCACCCUCCUCACCAAAGGAGGGGGUUUGGGGAGGAGAAGUGACUAUUUUCAUCAUUAGCUUUGGGUAACCUUCAAGCCCAGCUGGUCCGCUGCUGUCCGAUCCUUUGUCAACUCAGACUCCACCCACCAUUUGAAUAGGAGCAGAGAAGGUGGAGUCGAGAGCCUUUCUGGGGCUGGGGUCUCUAGGGGACAAUUCUUUUCUCCAUCUCUGGGCAGAGGUCACAGGCAGGGCUGCCAUGGAGGAUGUCAUCGCCACCGUCCUUCUCCAGAAUGCCUUUUCAUACUAAGGGAAGGGCUUUUGGGACCUUUAGUCCAUUUCCAUUUUUUAGAUGAGGAGACCUAGCCUGGCACGGGAGGAGCCACCCUGGGGUCACCUGGCACUCAGUGGCACCCGGAGACUUGGCUUCCUCCUCCCAACUGCCUGAGCUGGAGCCAGGCCAGGAUGAAGGGGCUCCCACAUGCCACACUCCCUUUCCUUCUCCUCAGAGCCUAAUGGUCCCCCAAAUGGGGGCAGGACAAAUUGUGAUCCACACAAGAGGUUAGGCAGCUGAAGCCCAGAGGCAGGAACGACGUGCCCAAGGCCCCUCAGCAAGUCAGCCGCUAGGGCGGGACCAGGCCUCCUUCGUGCUUCCGUCCUGCACUGGGGGAGUGUUGGUGCAGGGCCUGCUGGGCCCGCGGUUCCAGCCUUGGCCUGGCUCACAUCCCUGCUUUCUCUGUCUACUGGGCCAGCAUCUUUUCUGGGUGUGGGUUUGGGGGAGAGGGUUGCCAAGAGACAGGCCUCCUGGGGGCUGCCAGCUGACUCAGGGCCUGGGGAUUUGAUCAGGCUUGGCUGUGUGGGCGGGGCCCUGUCCGGGGCCGUAACCUCUGUAGGACUGGCUGGAGGGAGAGUUAGAAACACCAGCUUCUGCCGGGGCACAGGUGUCGGGCAGAGGCAACCGCCACUGGGGGACUUGCCCAUUCUUCAGCUUCUUCAAGUGCUCCACACUUGCAGGUUCACAGGACCCUUGACCUCCCAGAAGAGCCCUGGAUAGUUGGUGGAGGGCGACCUGUGUUGUGGGCCCCAUUUUCAAGAGGGUAAGGCAGAGGUCUUGGGGGAGGAAAUCGCUUGCUGAAGGUCCCGCUGUGAGGGAGUGGCUGAGGCCUGACCAGCGCCCAAUCCUCCCGCACUUCCAGACUCUUCUACCCCAGGAGGUCAGGCGCAUAGUUCAGGGGUGGCUAUGCACUUCACCUGAUUCACCGCCAGGCCCUUAACCAGGAGCUCCGGUGUGCGUCAGAGCUGAGAACCCCCCGAGCCCCACUCCCCGGCACAGCUGUUGCAUCAGGCAAGGUCACCUGCGUUUAUUUAUUGAGCAGCAGCGCUGUGCUGGACCAAGGCAACGGAGCCUCCUCCUCCCCCUGUACCAGCUCCCUCUGCCCUCCGGGGGGGCCCAUGUCUGUCGAGCAGCAUCUCAGAGGACGAAAAGUGGUUGCACCCAGGAGCUCAGCAGAGGAUCCCCAGAGCUGGGCCGAUUGAUGCCCAUUUCACCCAGAGCGUCUGUGAGGGCCGAGUGGAGCCUGGAACUGGGGCACGGGCAUCACCUCUGAGCCCUUUCACGCUACAACUGCCUCCUACAGGGGGUGGUGGGACAACAGGACCCUGGGUCCUCAGGCUGGGGCCUCUCCCACCCGCCUUUCCCUUAUGCCCUCUCCAGGAGCAGGAGCCACCCAGACCUUUGGGGAGGGAGGGUUUCUGGGGCCCCUGGGUUGGAGUGGGUCACAUUGCAUUGUGUUCAUGACCAUGUAGCUCAUGUUAACAUUAAAGUUUUUGGCUUUUCUAACUGGG